GUGGAGAAAACGGCACCAGUCUCGGUCCCAUAAGCUAAAACUAGAUUGAGGGGUUCCCCCCCCCCAUUUUUUUUUAAAGCCAUGACCAUGGUCAGUAGUUUCCUAAACACGGAUGUGGCAUCUCCACCGGCUCUGACAGACCUGUGCCUGACUUAUGUGAGCCAGAAUCUGGAGUGUUUCUGUGUGAAGCGUCCUGACGGCUCCCUGUGCUUCAGAGAGGCUGUACUCUUCCCACAGGAGCUAGCAGAUCAGCUGCUGGCCAAGAUGGCCACUGAAGGUCUGUUGAAUGACAGCACAGUGGGUGUAUUUCGGAACUGCGAAUACCUGCGACUGAGACGAGCCUGCAUCCGUACGGCGCGUAUCUCUGCGGAGGCCUUCCAGAAAGCUCUCUGUCCUCACAGACUGUUGGAGCUGGAUGCAGCCAGGGUCAAUGCAGACCUCACUAUUCAUGAUAUUCUGCAGGGAUUGGCCACCAAUAAAUACUGUCAGGAGUCCCUCCAGCGACUUGGCUUAACAGGUCUCACCAUGUCCUCUCUGGAGGAACCAAUCCGCUAUCGCUUCAGCUCCCUCCAGGGUCUCCGCUCACUCUCUCUAGCCAAUGUAGACUUCUAUGACUCUGGGCUAAUCGACGUGUGCUCCCUGCCUCGACUGGAGAGCCUUGAUCUCUCCAACACCUCAGUCACCAACCUCAGUCCACUGCUGGGCCUGAAAGAGCGGCUGCGCUCACUAACACUGCACCAGCUGAAGAGGCUGGAGAUGAGCACUGCUCAGCUGCUGGGAGUCAUACACCAGUUGGAUGUAUUGCAGCACCUGGACAUCAGUGAUGAUAAACAGUUUACCUCUGAUGUGGCUCGUCAGCUACUUGGACAGCCAGGGAUCUUGCCCGCACUUGUUUCCCUGGAUGUGUCGGGGCGGAAACAGGUUACAGAUGCAGCUGUUAAAGCAUUUGUUAAGGAGAGACCAGGGAUGACCUUUGUGGGACUUUUAGCGACAGAUGCUGGUUUUUCUGACUUCCUCUCCGGAGAAGGAACUCUAAAGGUAACAGGCGAAGCCAACGAGACCCAGAUCUGUGAGGCACUGCGUCGCUACAGUGAGAGGGAAGGUUUUGUGAGAGAAGCUCUGUUUCAUUUGUUCAGCCUUACCCAUGUCAUGGAGAAACCACGGCCUGACAUCCUUAAGCUGGUAGUUUUGGGUAUGAAGAAUCACCCUGCUACUCUGAAUGUCCAGCUGGCGGCAAGUGCCUGUGUGUUCAACCUGACGAAGCAGGACCUGGCAGCGGGGAUGCCAGUCCGAUUGUUGAGUACCGUCACUCAGCUCUUACUGGAGGCCAUGAGGACUUUCCCCAACCACCAGCAGCUGCAGAAGAACUGCCUGCUGUCCCUGUGCAGUGACCGCAUUUUGCAGGAGGUUCCAUUCAACAGGUUUGAAGCUGCCAAACUAGUGAUGCAGUGGCUCUGCAACCAUGAAGACCAGAACAUGCAGAGGAUGGCUGUGGCUAUCAUUUCCAUUCUGGCUGCUAAGUUGUCUACAGAACAAACGGCUCAACUGGGAGCAGAACUGUUCAUAGUGAAGCAACUGCUCCACAUUGUGCGUCAGAAGGCUACUCAGGGCGUGGUGGAUGCCACCCUCAAAUUUACACUGAGCGCACUCUGGAACCUCACUGAUGAAUCACCUACAACCUGCCGCCAUUUUAUUGAGAACCAGGGGCUGGACCUGUUUAUUAAAGUUCUAGAGUCCUUCCCCAAUGAGUCCUCUAUUCAGCAGAAGGUUCUCGGUCUGCUGAACAACAUAGCAGAGGUUGGGGAGCUGCACGGAGAGCUCAUGGUGCAGGGGUUCCUGGACCACAUUAGCACACUGCUCCACAGCCCAGAGGUGGAGGUCAGCUACUUUGCCGCAGGCAUCCUUGCACAUCUGACGUCACGAGGAGAGGGGGCCUGGACGCUCAGCCCCGAUCUUCGAUCCUCGCUGCUGGAGCAAUUGCACACUGUCAUUAUGAAGUGGCCCCCGCCGGAGUGUGAAAUGGUGGCCUACAGGUCAUUUAACCCCUUCUUUCCCCUACUGGAGUGCUUUCACACCCCAGGUGUCCAGCUGUGGGCAGCGUGGGCCAUGCAGCAUGUCUGCAGCAAGAACGCCGCUCGCUACUGCAGCAUGUUGUUGGAGGAGGGCGGCCUGCAGCAGCUGGAGCAUGUUCAUACACACCCACAGACCCACAGAGAUGUUAAACUCCUUGCUGAGAGCAUUCUGGAGAGCCUGCAGCGCCACAGAGCCCGCACCGGCCAGCCUGCACACACACACACAAGUCGCCGCCCACCACCACAAUAACCUCAGCAAAGGAAAUAAGAGUCCCUGACCAAGAGGAGGACAUUAAAAUGGGUCACACCACCAAUAGGGGGAUUUUGUAUGUGUGCGUGCGUGUCUGUGGUAUGCAUAUCUCACGCACAAACACACUUUAUCAAGAAUCCCUAGAAAGUCUACAUUAAAGGACAGAGACUACGCAAUUCUUUGCACACACACUAACCUUAUUUAUUUCUUUGUGUUUGUUUCAAAACAAGAAUAUUUCUGUGUGCCAAUGUUGUGAUAAAAAAAAUUUUUAAAUUAUGAUAAACUGCUCAAAUCUCAAGAUGAGGUUUGGGUUUGUGCUCGCUCUUGUUAGUGUGACUUUGGCAUCAUGGUGAUUUUCGUACCAAAAACAUGUCAGUGCACACAUACAAAUCUCAGUCAGGGAUUGAACCCUCAGAAGUUCCCCUGAGAGUCGCCACUCUCCAGCCCCUGUAGGUUACUGAGGGCUCCGGUUGUCUGCAUUGGUUGAUUAGCUCAUUAAAUAUACGCAUGACGCUGCUGUGAGCUCAAGCAUGCUGGAGUUUGCCUGAAUGCUUGUACUGUUCAUUUUAGGAAUGCCUGCUUGUUUUCUUAUAGCAGUGUUCUGUUCACUGAAACCCACACCUCUGGGUCUGCAAUACUACUGUUGCUCUCCUCAACAUUCAGUGUUUUUCAGCUAAUGCCUUUGAUUUGAUGUGACAGGACACUUGCCAAGGGUCUGUUCAGUGGGUUCAAAUGUCCCAGACAUAUGUCUGUCUACAAGUGUGGAGAAGUUGUAUCUCUUUAAGAUGCUCCAGUGUUAUUUCUUUUCUAAACAUUUGGCAGCCCUGGGGCAGUCAUAUCAGUGUUAAAGCCAGCAGUGCUGUAGAUCAGACAACCCAGAGUAGUAUUCACAUGAUUAGUUGAAAUUAUAGAGUACUACAGGCAGUUAUGUCUGAUUAAGUGCAAAUGUCCUUUCUGGAGAAAAAUGGCAAUACUGUCAGUAUAGUCAAAAUUGAUGUACAAUUGCGUAUUAAGUUACAAUUGUUUUCCCUAUGAGAAACUUGUGUAUAUGUUGGUAUGUCUGCUGUGCUUCCCAACACUUCCAGGUGGCUUAAAGACAGGGACAGCACUUCGCUGUGAGCAUGUUUGUAUGUACAUGUGUACAAGUAUCAGCAUCUUAGAGAGUGUACGUAAAUUGUACCUAACAGAAAAUAAGAGAGAAAUAGUCAUUAUUUGGAACUGGUUGAAUUGGUUGCAUGGACAUUGUUCUAUUGUAUGUUCCAUUGUUUUUUUGUCUUCUUCAGUUUAUCGGAUAAAGAAAUGCUUGUAGAAAAAUUGAGGGGAAAAUGGAGAAACAUUGUGAGUAAGGGGUGUUAUUUGAAAUAUUCAAGGGUAUUUCUCUUUUCUGAAACCACUAAUGUGACAUUAGUGACAUUAGUAUCCUCAAGGAUGCCAUUUUACCAAGUACACGUCUGUUGUCCAGAGAAGUCCCCAUGUGCUUAAACAGCUGACCCUGAUGCCCACAUUCUCCUCGCUCAGCUCUCAUUAAGGCACCUGCCACCAUUCUCUAUGCAAUCAAAAGUAAAGUUUCCGUUGCAACCUGCUGUCAAACCCCUGAUAAAACCAUGAUGACACUUUAAAAAGCUUCAGCAGGAAUCGCAGUGACAGGUCCCAAGACUUGUACAGAAAAUGUGUCUGUUAAUGGAAAUAAAUAUAAAAUAUUGGGCUACAAAUGGUACAUGAAAAUAGCUGUUAGCAAAACACACAUAACCACAUCUGCUCAGUGAAUUAUGGCCUUGUUUUCUGUAAAUUAGUUGUUGUAUGAGCUUGCAAAUUCCGCACGUGUCCCAGGCAAAUCUCAUGAGUUUCAACACGGGCGAAGAGCAGCAGAUGACACAGAACUUGCUUUUGUUCUUUUCUGUUGUUCCUUCUGAUGUGUUCAAUUGUUUAGUUGAGCCCCUGGACAUCUCCCUGGAUGAAAGCCAGUUUGUUUUUAGCAAGAAUUUAAUUCAGAUGGAAAAUGCAAAAAGUAAAGAUAUUGUAUGUCUGCUGUGACUGCGCCAUGUUGCUGCUGAGUCACGUUUUCAAGUUUGGAGAAAUAAAGAAUGUACAUUCCUAUAAACUGGAGAUGACGCUUGUGGGAGUAAACAAA
This is a messenger RNA of Xiphias gladius (swordfish), 4453 nucleotides long. It is a transcript of the gene zyg11, whose product is annotated as zyg-11 homolog (C. elegans). The transcript has 18 exons. Gene Ontology annotation, molecular function: protein binding. The record is from RefSeq and is a predicted model, not a curated record. Gene Ontology annotation, cellular component: Cul2-RING ubiquitin ligase complex. NCBI's taxonomy places the organism in Eukaryota, Metazoa, Chordata, Actinopteri, Istiophoriformes, Xiphiidae. The coding region runs from base 82 to 2322 and encodes 746 amino acids.